AUGGUCGCCCUCAACGUCUUUGCUCUGGCUGCUAUUCUUCCCGCCAUGGUCCUGGCCAGCUCGGCCGGUCCUCAGACUCACAACUCGGUCCACCGUCGCCACCACACCAAGGCCAAGGCCGCUCGUGCUCUCGCUGGCGAGCGCAACACCACCAAGGCUCGCAAGCGCAACCUCCACCGCAAGCGCAAGUGCCGCCCCGCCCCUGGCAGCGAGGCUCCUGCUGUCGAGGGCCAGACUCAGGAGUGGUCUGAGCAGUCUGGCGGCGAGCAGCAGCCUGCCGAGCAGCAGGGCUCUGAACAGCAGGGCUCUGAGCAACAGUGGUCCGAGCAGCCCGCCGAGUCGACGGAGGGCUCUGCCGAUGUCGCCGGCUCUGCCAAUUUCGGCAGCGAGUUCCACGCCGAGGCCACGUCCGACGAGUCCACCACCACCUCCACUGGCUCCGCCCAGCAGUCCACUGGCGGUGACGGCAACCUCCGCAUCGGCCGCACCCUCUCCGGCCCUUGUGGCAGCAUCAACACCAACGAGGGCUCUCCCAACGGUGACCAGUGGUGGCUGAACUGUGGUAUCAGCCUCGAUGACCACGACGCCGCCUGGAACCCUCCUUACAUGGGACUCGAGGACAUUGUCUACCAGGAUUUCAACCACGGUGACUGGGCAGGCUGUGAGGCCUUUGCCUGGGCCUUCAACGACCCCGAGUGCAACCUCGGCAUCAACCCCGCCAUCCUUGCCGCCAUCGCGCGCCAGGAGUCGAGCUGCAACCCCAACAUUCGCGGCAAGAACGGCGAGUACGGCCUCAUGCAGGUCAUGCCGUUCAACUGUAUGGACGAGUCGGUGUGCAUGGAUGUCUGGCAGAACGUGAGGAACGGUGCGAACGUCUUCAAGACGUACCUCGACCAGUCCGGCGGCAACGUCCUCCUCGCUCUCGGCAAGUACAACGGAUGGAAGGAGCACCUCACCUACAACCAGGCUACGCAGGCUGCCCGCGACGGCAACUGCUGGGCCCAGAACAACCUCGACUACCUCCACCAGAUGCUCAACGGUUUCGUUGUUGGCCGCAACGCCUACACUGCCGACUUCCCCACCAUGUUCAAGAACUACAACUGCCAGUAA
Molecule: messenger RNA, 1110 nt
Organism: Trichosporon asahii var. asahii CBS 2479
Lineage: Eukaryota; Fungi; Basidiomycota; Tremellomycetes; Trichosporonales; Trichosporonaceae
Exons: 2
Coding region: 1-1110 (369 amino acids)
Source: RefSeq, a predicted model, not a curated record